Messenger RNA from Megalops cyprinoides (Indo-Pacific tarpon), 725 nucleotides. RefSeq names its product death-associated protein 1-like. The record is from RefSeq and is a predicted model, not a curated record. The transcript is spliced from 4 exons. Gene Ontology annotation, biological process: negative regulation of autophagy; cellular response to amino acid starvation; apoptotic signaling pathway. Gene Ontology annotation, molecular function: death domain binding. Lineage: Eukaryota; Metazoa; Chordata; Actinopteri; Elopiformes; Megalopidae. The coding region runs from base 127 to 459 and encodes 110 amino acids.
GCGACUGGAAAGCCACGUUGACGAAAUCGCAGAAGUUGGAGUGCUUGCAGACGGAUUCGAUAGAAGAAAAGAUUUCUUUUUUAAAUCAGUUUACCUUCUCCCACUUGCAAGCACCUACAUAACAAUAUGUCGUCGCCUCCAAAGGCGAAAGGCGAAAUGAAAGGUGGACAUCUCCCUGCAGUUAAGGCAGGUGGCAUGAGGAUAGUCCAGAAGCACCAGGGGGGCGGCGCCACUGAGCCGGUCGUGGACAAAGACAAGGAGAAGAAAGAGGAGAACGAGGAGGCUGAGAGCACCGGCCCACCCAAGCCAACUGUAGUUGUCUCUGGAGCCGUGACGAAGGGUGACAGGGACUUCACACCCGCCGCCGCCCAGGUGGCCCACCAGAAACCCACACCCUGCGUGGAGAAGCUGCCUCCGCAGCACCACAUCAACCAGCACAUCCACCAGCCCCGCAAGUGAAGACACACGGGGCGGGGGGGGAGGGAGCGACCAAUCAGCCGCCAGCACUCAGGUUACCGCGGGGAGAGACCGCCCACAUUCCACACGACCAACCAGUUCCGCUGCAUCCACCAGGGAGGCACGCACCGGCCACCAAUCGGAUCACGCGCCUAAGACUUGGUCCUCCUUUCCAUAUUUCCUGUUCGUGUUCGGUUCUAAUGUGUUAGUUUCAGGUAUAGGCAGUAGGACGUAAUGUGCCAAAUACUCGAAAGUAAAAUAGCCUACGA